AUGCAAAUCGCAGCUCUUCUCGCGACUCUGCUGUGCAGCACUGCACUGGGCCAGAAUGCGCAGGUGCCGUUAAAAGACAUAGCACAAGGAUGGUUCGACAAAGCAAAGUCCUAUAUCCCUUCCACGGACUCGAUACCAGAUCCGAUCGAAGCUGGUGCGGCAGCCAUAGCUGGACAGCAGGUUCAGAAGGUCAAUAUCCGCAAUUUCGAGCGACUACUUGCGCCAAAGUCUGAAGGCCCAGAAGAGUGGUUGAUCUACACAACUGGUGGUAACAAAACGUGUUUCGGCCGUUGUGGUAACGCAGAUUUAGCAUGGAAUGAAUCAGUGCCUAUACUGGCCGCGCUUCCUCAAUCCGGGUCAUCCACCCUUCGACUUGGGAAAAUUGACUGCGAGAGGGAGAAUGUUCUCUGCUCAGCAUGGGGUAUCGCUUGCCCUGGAGCCGCUCACUUUCUCGUCCCACAAAAAUCAUCCGAGUCGCAGCUCACACCAGCACGAUUCACCAACUUCAACGUUUCGACUGUCGGUCCUCAAGAUAUCAUCACCCUGGCUUCCGCAGCACCGAACUCAAAAAUCAUGAACAUCACUCCUUACGAAGGCAUACUACAUCCUAUAGACGGAAUGCUGGCCAAAGCAGGUCUACAGCAGUACCUCGGGUACCUUAUCAACUUCUUGGGCAGCACACCAAGCUGGGUUAUCAUGCUUACAAUAUCUUUCUUCUCUCGGCAGUUCAUGGGAAGCAGAAUGACUGGUAGGGCCGGACCUGGUGCCCAACAACCUGCUGGUGCUGCUCCAGCUGCGCCUGUUGCAGCCGGAAGACCCGCAGCGCCAGCGAGCGCUGGAAAAGGUGGAAAGAAGAGGAGGUGA
This is a messenger RNA of Lithohypha guttulata, 864 nucleotides long. RefSeq lists its product as uncharacterized. The record is from RefSeq and is a predicted model, not a curated record. The transcript has a single exon. Lineage: Eukaryota; Fungi; Ascomycota; Eurotiomycetes; Chaetothyriales; Trichomeriaceae. Bases 1 to 864 code for a protein of 287 amino acids.